CGGGCGUCCUAGGUUGUAAAGGAAAAAGUACAGCAAACCUUCUCUGCAGCAGCGAAAAACAGCAUUGAACAGAUCUGGUAGAAAAUCGAUAAAACCGAGAGACUCGAACGGGGUAAUUUUUCCGUGCCACAGCGACGCUGGAAGACUCGUUGGCCCACGAUUACAUGACUCAGUGUACAGUGUGGAUAAGUGACACCAAUAAACUAGCAUCGAACAUUGUUGGAAUGCGGACAGUGCAAUGGAGCGUAUGGAAUUGCUAAAUGGUACAUCCGAGAAGCGUAGUUCCGCGCUGCUCGACACGGAGGAUAGCGACGAACAUCCUGAAUCUCUUUCUCCGAUGGAUGAAUCACGUAAAUCCUCCACACCCGGUUACGACGAUAAGAAUUACGGAUCAUUACCGUCGCGCAAUGAGGGCGAUGGUGGGGAAAAGUGCAUUGAUAAUGAUGAAACCACCGAAUUGACAAAACUGCUUCAGCCACCGGGGGACGGUGCGCAUUCGGACAAAAAUGGAGAGGAUAAUCAUACGGACGGUUCGUCACCGGGAUUGAAUGGAAAAAAUAUUGCUCUUGUUCAGCCGAACAACCACCGACGGUCGGAUGAACCGACGGAGCUGAGUUUUGAAAAGUUUCCUGAAAAUCACGAAGAAAAAUUGAAGCGCAUUAAAAUCGAAAAUGCAUUGGACGACCCAAAGACCUCCUUGGACUCCUGGAAGCAGUUUGCCAAGUCCGAGUACGGGUUGAUAAAUGAUGACUUACGUCGAAAGAUUUGGCCACUGCUGGUCGGUGUUGAUCCGCAACAGGUCGACCCAGCGCCAUCGCUGGAAGAAUUGAACAACCAUCCCGAGUACAACCAGGUCGUGCUGGAUGUCAAUCGCUCGCUGAAGCGUUUCCCUCCCGGCAUUCCAUACGAACAGCGAGUGGCAUUGCAGGAUCAGCUGACUGUGCUGAUCCUUCGGGUGAUUAUUAAGUAUCCGCAUCUGAAGUAUUACCAGGGAUACCACGAUGUUGCAAUAACAUUUCUACUUGUUGUGGGUGAGGAGGUGGCAUUCCACGUGAUGGAAAUAUUGUCCACCAAUCAUUUGGUGGAAUGCAUGCAGGAAACGAUGGAACCGACACAGCGAAGGUUGAUGUUUAUCUACCCUCUGGUACGACGGGAAAAUGCUGCCUUGUGUAGCUAUCUGGAAAGGUCGACGGUGGGAACACUUUUUGCUUUGCCGUGGUAUCUGACUUGGUUCGGGCACAGUCUCAAUUCGUAUCGCUCGGUGGUACGAUUGUACGACUACUUUCUGGCGUCCGAUUUUCUACUACCAAUUUAUGUUACCUCCGCGAUCGUUAUUUAUAGGCAAAACGAGAUUUUCCAGGAGGACUGUGACAUGGCCUCACUACAUUGCCUACUAUCGCAGUUACCUGAAGAUCUCCCAUUUGAAUAUUUGCUGAAGAGUGCUGAAACCCUUUAUCGAAAAUAUCCUCCCAGGGUGAUUGAAAAGGAUGUUGAAAACAUGAUCGCCAAAGAGAAACAACAACGACUUGUCGAAGAACGUGAACGCGAAUACCGUAAGCUUUACGGCAAAAAGCCACCACCAGUAUCGAACUCCAUCAUUGGUCGGUUUCUACCACAUCUGCAGCUGUCCCGACGCUCGGUAUUCGUUACUACAGCAUUUUCGAUUCUGGUCGGAUUCUGUGCGUAUUACUACCGAGCACACUAUAUGUCCCUGUCGGGGAUCAGAUGAGGCGAGCUGUUCCGGCGGUUACCGUCGUCAUUUAUCGUCAGUGCUUCGUUCAAUCCACUGCUGGGAAGCGUCCGGCGGUGGAAUUCGAGUACGGCACUGGUGCAGUAAGCUGGCAAUGAAAGGGGCCAAAGGAACGAUUCGGUGGACGGUUUGUGAUCUAUUUUUGUUUCGAACUCAUCUUUCCCUCUUUUCCAUCCAGCCACUCAUGCAUGCUUCCCCAAUAUAUUCCAGUCAUUUUCAUUCAUGUACUUUUCCUUGUACGUGUCCAGAUUUGUACAUAACUCUAGCGAAUUGUUUUUAUUAUUUUGCUGCUGGGAAAUUGGGUCGGUGUGCGAUCAUUUGCGUUUCGUACAAGUUAGGGCAACGUAGUGGAUUUAAUUGUGUAAUACUGUUUCUU
Anopheles coustani is the source of this 2126-nucleotide messenger RNA. Its product is annotated as TBC1 domain family member 20. Bases 239 to 1729 code for a protein of 496 amino acids. Lineage: Eukaryota; Metazoa; Arthropoda; Insecta; Diptera; Culicidae. Gene Ontology annotation, cellular component: endoplasmic reticulum membrane. Gene Ontology annotation, molecular function: GTPase activator activity. The record is from RefSeq and is a predicted model, not a curated record. The transcript has 7 exons. Gene Ontology annotation, biological process: positive regulation of GTPase activity; endoplasmic reticulum to Golgi vesicle-mediated transport.